UUGACGGCUCUGGCGCCGCGCUCUGGUGGGUAAAUCUAUAGCUGGGACUUUCUGGGUCUCUAACCCAGAUCCAUGUAGGAAUUGUAAGAACAACAUCAGAGGGCUUUUUCUCUGGCCCAGAGGGACACCCGCCCUGGUGCCUUUCGGGACCUCCUCCGUGGCGCUCCGAGGCCAGGGACGGAAGGGUCCGGCCCGGCUGCGUCCCCAGAACCCCGGGCCCGCGGGCGCCCCGGGGCGAGGCCGGGAGCAAAAGUGCUGACCCAUGGCGCUGCCCCCUGCCCCUCUCCCCUCCGGCGUGCCAACGGAGGCCAGGUCGGGGCCAGGGAGGCCGGGGGCCCUAAGCUUCGCGGACGUGGCCGUGUACUUCUCCCCGGAGGAGUGGGGGUGCCUUCAGCCCGCGCAGAGAGCCCUGUAUCGGGACGUGAUGCGGGAGACCUACGGCCACCUGGGCUCGCUCGGAUUUCCAGGCCCCAAACCUGCCCUCAUCUCCUGGUUGGAGGGAAAGAAGGAGGCGUGGAGCCUGGAGGCUGAGGAUCCUGAGAUGGGAUUGAAGCACACAGGAGCUGGGGCAGAAAUCAAGAUGAAGAUGAAGAUUGAACAGAGCAAUGGAAUGGAGGCCAAGGAGCUUGAAGAAGCACCCGGGCUGGUCCCUGGUUUGAGGGACUGCAGUGAGACAUUGCCUCAGGGCCCCUCAGACACAGGACACCAGUACCCUCUGCCUCCCAAGAGGCCCUACCCAUGUGGGGACUGCAGCCGCACUUUCAGCUACCCCUCCCUCCUGGCCAGCCACCAGCGGGUCCAUUCUGGGGAAAGGCCCUUUCCCUGCAACCAAUGUGGACGUUGCUUCCGCCAAAGGGGCAACCUGGCCAUCCAUAUGCGCACACAUACGGGGGAGAAGCCCUUCUCCUGCCCGGACUGUGGGAGGCUCUUUGCCUACCCCUCAAUGCUGGUCAGACACCGGCGAAUCCACUCUGGAGACCGUCCGUAUGUCUGUGGGCCUUGUGGGGUUCGAUUCUCCCAGAGGGCUCACCUGGUGCAGCACCAGCUGCUCCACACAGGGGACAAACCCUACUUGUGUCCUGACUGUGGCCGCUGCUUCCGCCAGAGCGGGGCCCUGGCCAUCCACAGGCACAGACAUGGCAGGGAGAAGCCAUACCUGUGUGCUGAAUGUGGGCGCCACUUUACACACCCUUCCCUCCUGGCUAUUCACCAGCGCACCCACACGAGGAAGAAGCCCCACGUCUGUUCUGACUGUGGUCGAGGCUUUGCCUACCCCUCCCUCCUGACCAACCACCAGCGGGUGCACUCUGGGGAGCGCCCCUACCCCUGUGCCCAGUGCAGCGCCCGCUUCGCCCAGCAGAAUAACCUGCUCCAGCACCAGCUCAUCCACACGGGCGAAAAGCCCUAUAAGUGCCCUGACUGUGGCCGCUGCUUCCGACAGAGCGGCUCCCUGGCCAUCCACCGGCGCACACAUACGGGGGAGAAGCCCUACUCCUGCUCUGAGUGUGGGGACCGCUUCACCUCUUCCUGUGUCCUCAACAGCCACAGGCGCAUCCACUCCGUUGAAAGGCCCUUCUCUUGUUUCCAGUGUGGGAAAACCUUUAAGCGGAAGAGUGCCCUGGACGCUCACCAGUGGAUCCAUCGAGCAGGCAGGGAGAGUCGGAGGGGUGGCAGACCGCCAGCACAAGCCCCAACCCAGGCUUCUGUCCCUAAGGCCCAGGAACCAUCUGUCCACUUCCGGCAUUUUCCAGAUGUGUUCCAGUAGCGUGUGUCCUCAGUUAAGCAGUGUGAAGGAGCCAAAUGCUUUUAAGAUUUCUCCCUCCUCGAGUAUUGGGAAGGUCGUGCAGAGAGGGCAAGGUACAGGGAAGGGAAGUAAGAGGGAACCCAUUAGAAAGGAGAUAGUGGGGGCUGAGCCACAUCUGGAGUCUAUGGGAAACCUAGGAGCAGUGAGAAGAGCAGAGAUGGGGGAAUGCCGUCCAGGCUGAAGAAACUGCCAGGGGGAGCAUGUGUGUUCUCCAGUCUUCUUUACUCUCCCAGCACUAACUUCUGGUCCCUGAACUUUCAGCUCCAGGUUUUACCCUAACUCUAGAGCUCAAGGAACAAAUCAAGACACAGUCACCCAGUUUGACCACCAGCCAUAAUGUAAGAGGAAGAGAACAGGCUUUGAACUGGGCCAACCUCUGUUCAAUCUUGACUCGUCCCUUGCAAUGUCAACUUCUCUCUGACCAUUUCUUCAUCUAUAAAAUGAGUACAAAAAUACUACUGCCCAAGGUUGUUGGAAGGAUUAAAGCAUAUAUUUUUAGUUGAA
Messenger RNA from Choloepus didactylus (southern two-toed sloth), 2308 nucleotides. Its product is annotated as zinc finger protein OZF-like. Gene Ontology annotation, biological process: regulation of DNA-templated transcription. Bases 263 to 1765 code for a protein of 500 amino acids. NCBI's taxonomy places the organism in Eukaryota, Metazoa, Chordata, Mammalia, Pilosa, Megalonychidae. The transcript is spliced from 3 exons. The record is from RefSeq and is a predicted model, not a curated record.